UGAUGCUAGCAGCUAACGAGCCGCUGCGGAGCUCGUCUGCAGUUUGAACCUUCUGUUAGAGAUGGUUUUAUCUCACUUUCAAGCCGUGUUCUGGUGGACGGAGCUUCGUGGAGUCUGUGAGCUGUCUGCGGGGAUUCCACACACGCACUGACCGCGGUGUCCAUCCUUGGAAGACGCUGCUUCGCGCUUUACGUGGCUGUAUGAUGCCAGCGGAGAAGCUGGCUGCUAGUGGUUUGUUUGGCUCAAGGCAAGUUAAUCCCACAGCCUGUUGAUCCCUGCAACAUCCAAUGGCGAUAAGUAGCUAACGUCAAUCCGGUUAGGUUUAAAGUGACUCAACUCGGUCACUCGUAUAAUCGGGUACCUGUCGAGUUAGCCUUUAGCACUGGACUUCUCACUGUCUGUGUCCCCGAUGAUUCACCGGGAGAACUGAUCGAUGGGGUGUCUGAGGAUCAUGGUGCCGUCGAAGAUCCAGCUUCUGGCUGUUUUGGCGUUUGGAGUGGCGAUGCUCUACAUCGAGAACCAGAUCCAGAGUCUGGAGGAGUCACGAGCCAAACUCGAACUUGCCAUUGCCAGACAUGAGUUAGCUGAAGUGGAGCAGCGUCACAGCGAAAGUACCGGGCGGGAAAUCUCGCCGCUGUCAGAAAAUGAUGACAUGGUCGUCAUCUACAACCGAGUGCCCAAGACUGCGAGCACAUCCUUCACUAACAUCGCCUACGACCUGUGUGGGAAAAAUCACUUCCACGUCCUGCACAUCAACACGACCAAGAACAACCCUGUGAUGUCUUUACAAGACCAGGUGCGCUUUGUCAGGAAUGUCACCUCGUGGAGAGAGAUGAACCCGGGCUUCUUCCACGGCCAUGUAGCUUAUCUGGACUUCUCAAAAUAUGGCGUGAGGCGGAAGCCCCUGUACAUAAACGUGCUGCGAGACCCUAUCGAGCGCCUGGUGUCCUAUUACUACUUCCUGCGAUUUGGAGACGACUACAGACCUGGCCUUCGCCGAAGAAAACAAGGAGACAAAAAGACCUUUGAUGAGUGUGUGUCAUCGGGGGGGUCUGACUGUGCUCCUGAGAAGCUCUGGCUCCAGAUCCCCUUCUUCUGUGGCCACCAUUCAGAGUGUUGGAAUGCAGGCAGUAGAUGGGCCCUGGAACAGGCCAAAUACAACCUGGUGAAUGAGUAUCUGCUGGUUGGAGUAACUGAGGAGCUGGAGGACUUCAUCAUGAUCCUGGAAGUAACCCUGCCACGCUUCUUCAAGGGCGCCACCGAGCUCUACAGGACAGGGAAGAAGUCCCACCUGCGAAAGACUACUGAGAAGAAGCCUCCCACCAGAGAGACCAAAGCCAAGCUGCAGCAGUCCAACAUCUGGAAAAUGGAAAAUGAGUUUUACGAGUUUGCACUGGAGCAGUUUCAGUUUGUUCGUGCACACGCUGUCAGGGAAAAGGAUGGAGAACUUAAUGUCCUGGGUCAGAGCUUCUUCUAUGAAAAGAUCUACCCCAAAGUGAACUGAAUAUGGAGCCAGAAUAUAGUGACAAGGGCUGUGCGGACAAAAACACUAUUACAAGUCAUAUACACUGGGACACAAAGGGACAAAAAGGGACACAUUAAUGCUGGAAUUAUAGUUCCUGUACUUCAGCUUUUUCAGUUUUUUUUAUUUUGACCCUAUUAAAGUACAGAAACGUACUGUACUGUGGAAUUUCUAUGAGGAAUGUGUUGAGUUUCUCUUAUUGCGGUGCAGCUGUCGAGGAAACCUCACAUGGAUAAAGUGUCAGUCUGAGCUGUGAGACAGAAUCACUGCUCAUACGCUGAAUGUGCUGCAUCACAAGAGCCAAACACAGGAUGAUUGUUAAGUCAUGUGUUUUGGUUUCUUGGUUUCUUGGUUGGAUCGAUUAAAACAACUCAAACCUCGACUAGUUCAGAGUUUAAAGUUUAAAAUUACCUUUAAAUGUGUUGUUUUUUUCCAUCGCAAGUUGAAACAAACUCAUUUGUUUUAGUAUGUUUUUUUUUUUCAGCUUUGUUGCACCGGUUUACAAAUGACAAAAGAUGUAGCUGUAACAAACGUGACAUAAAGAACAAGCUGCGGUCAUACACACUGCAUUAACACAGUGUUGUGCUUUUGGACCAAAUGAUAGCAACAGAACAUAGAUUGAACCAUUGCAUCCUGUGGUGUGUGAAUAGUACAUUUUUUAUCCCACUGAGACAUUUUACACAUGGUGUCAGUAUUUUGUCACAGAUAUGAUGACGUGCAUCUUUGAUAUAACUGAUUGCUGCUGUUUUUUAACCUGUGGAAAGAGCACAUUGAGCUGGAGGAAGUUACUAAUCAACAGUGAAAAGAUUGUACAGGGUUAAAUGGAUAUUUGUCCUGCUCACAGGGUUAUUUCCUGCAGUGUGCAACAAGGGGAGAGGUGGAAGCGAUAGUGCCUUUAAUGCAAUGUAUAACACACUUUUAUUGUUUUUCAUUUUCCAGUGAUCUCACAAUCAUGUUUCCUCUUAAUUUGUGUAUUUAGUUAAUUCUUCAGUUCAUUUCCUGUUUUUGCUCUGUUUUGCACUUACUACAUUAACAGCUUAAAUACAAACUUUCAUAUCUCCGGUCUUUC
Limanda limanda (common dab) is the source of this 2591-nucleotide messenger RNA. It is a transcript of the gene hs2st1b, whose product is annotated as heparan sulfate 2-O-sulfotransferase 1b. NCBI's taxonomy places the organism in Eukaryota, Metazoa, Chordata, Actinopteri, Pleuronectiformes, Pleuronectidae. Gene Ontology annotation, cellular component: membrane. The record is from RefSeq and is a predicted model, not a curated record. The coding region runs from base 434 to 1504 and encodes 356 amino acids. Gene Ontology annotation, molecular function: heparan sulfate 2-sulfotransferase activity. The transcript has 7 exons.